Messenger RNA from Rotaria socialis, 552 nucleotides. The record is from the annotation of a GenBank genome assembly. NCBI's taxonomy places the organism in Eukaryota, Metazoa, Rotifera, Eurotatoria, Philodinida, Philodinidae.
AUGAACCUUAUCACAAUUGUUUCGUUAUUCGUUUAUGUAGCUGUUACUACAUCAGUUAUUCUUCCUGAAUUACAUGUUAUCAAACGUAUAUCAUUUAAAUAUCCAUACAGUUGUCAACCGGGCCCAUUAAGUUAUGAAGGUUGUGCUCUAUUCAUUACCGACUAUGGUGUAUCACGAAAUAUGCCUGAUCUUUUAUAUAAUGGUGCUUGUGGUUCUGACAAUACCUUUGAUGUGAUGUUAUCUGGUGACAAUUUUGGUAUGUUAAGCGACUUAGGUGAUGUGCCACUGGAAAAUGUAACAGCAUCAAAAGCUUUCAAUUACGAAAAUAUGGCUGGACAAGAUAACCAAUUCUUUAGCAACAUCAACGUAGUCAAAGGGCAUACCUAUGCCGCACUUUUAGCUAAAGAAGAAAUUCGAGCAUUAUUUGUGUUUCGUGUUGAAAGCUAUGAAAAAAGUGGUCCCGCUACAAUUGCUUAUGCUGUUAAGCAAUAUGGUGUCGUUCAAUCAGUUCAAGAAGCACCUGGUUUUUCUUGGGUUGAACCAAAUCAUUGA